Parathielavia appendiculata is the source of this 387-nucleotide messenger RNA. RefSeq lists its product as uncharacterized. The record is from RefSeq and is a predicted model, not a curated record. NCBI's taxonomy places the organism in Eukaryota, Fungi, Ascomycota, Sordariomycetes, Sordariales, Chaetomiaceae. Bases 1 to 387 code for a protein of 128 amino acids. The transcript is spliced from 2 exons.
AUGGCCGACCACUCUCCGAAACGGCCUGAACACGAGAUACGACCGGCGAGCCAUUCAGUUGCCGACAUGGGAACCCAAACUGAAGAGGAGGAAACCUCAGAGCGACAGAGGACAUCCCUCGCGAGGGCCCGAAGUUCCGCGCGUGACAAACAGAUUUCCCGACGAGGGUCUGUUAGGGAGGCCAAAAUCGUUACAACGUCCAAAGAGAGGUCGGAGCCCGCGCACCACGACCAUGACCGUGAAGGUGUGCCUGCCUUGAGGCUCGAUAUGGACCUAGAUGUCGACAUCAAGCUCCAGGCCAAGAUCAAGGGAGACCUUGAGCUCUCUAUUCUGGAUUCGGAGCAAGCCAGCCGUCAACUCAAAUCAAGGCGCCCGUCAUCCGCUUGA